This is a messenger RNA of Coregonus clupeaformis (lake whitefish), 2443 nucleotides long. Its product is annotated as homer protein homolog 3. Gene Ontology annotation, cellular component: postsynaptic density; dendrite; cytoplasm. NCBI's taxonomy places the organism in Eukaryota, Metazoa, Chordata, Actinopteri, Salmoniformes, Salmonidae. Gene Ontology annotation, biological process: regulation of store-operated calcium entry; G protein-coupled glutamate receptor signaling pathway. Gene Ontology annotation, molecular function: G protein-coupled glutamate receptor binding. The coding region runs from base 536 to 1630 and encodes 364 amino acids. The record is from RefSeq and is a predicted model, not a curated record. The transcript has 11 exons.
CAGCUGGUGGUGUCGGGAUAUGAAAUGUAACCAAUAAAAAAAGUAUCUCACGCCAAGCGAUACUUUGUAACCAGUGCAGAAGACUGCACGCUUUGGACUCACACAUUGCACCUUCAAGAGGAAUACAACCUGAGCUUCGCGGGGCACUGCGCUACAAGGUUACUGAUGUGCAGUCAAAGAGAAGAAAAGCAGAGAAAUCUACACAUGAUGACUGCCGGACUGUGGCCAACGAAACACAUUGCUCCAGUUUCGUGAUGGCAUCGAUGUCCGACGUCGUGGCAAGAUUUUUCAAGUGAAGGGACAGCGCAUAUAAUUUUUAUUGACAGCGAAUGUCCACAGUAUUCAUAGACAAUUAUUGCCCUUUGCAGUGACAUUUCUGUGGAAUACGGAAGCAUCCGUAUACGGACACAAAUAAGAGGAAGGAUUACAGCUCCAGUGUUCAACAACAUAAAGGAGCCCACAUUACAGCUGGACCAAUAGAUCUUAUUAAUCUUUUACAACGAAAUGGGAAAGAAUACCUCUACUGCCUUAUAAGAUGUAUUCUCAACAUCGAGAAAGGGAGCAGCCAAUCUUCAGCGCCAGGGCCCAUGUGUUCCAGAUCGACCCGAACACCAAGAGGAACUGGAUCCCCGCCAGCAAGCAUGCCGUCACCGUCUCCUUCUUCUAUGAUGGCAACAGGAACGUGUACCGCAUCAUCAGCGUGGGUGGUACCAAGGCCAUUAUCAACUGCACCAUCACAGCUAGCAUGACGUUCACCAGGACCUCGCAGAAGUUUGGCCAGUGGGCGGACAGCAGGGCCAACACGGUCUACGGCCUGGGCUUCGCUACAGAGCAGCAGCUGCAUCAGUUUUCUGAGCGGUUUAAGGAGGUGAAAGAGGCUGCCCGUCUUGCACGUGAAAAGUCCCAGGAUAAGAUGGAGUUGGUCAACACUGCUCUCAGCAUCGCUGCCCCACAGUUCUCACAGGACCUCGGUGACGAGCUCCAGUCUCCGCCGGUGAUGUGUGUGAACGGUCCUGAGGACAAGAUGUUCCGCAGCCAAAGCGCAGACAUCACACUGUCUUCUGAGAAGGAGCGCAUUAAAAAGAUGCUUUCUGAAGGGUCUAUCUGUGAGAUGAACCUGGAGGCAGAGCUCUUCACCCUGCAGGACAGCAACUCCAAGCUGGUGGCAGCGUUACAUGAAGCUAAUACCAACGUGGAGCAGUGGAAGAAGCAGCUAGCUGCCUACCAGGAGGAGACGGAGAAGCUACGAGACCAGGUGGCUGAUCUGGAGGCACAUGGCGGCCAUGGCCCUAGUGACAUGCUGAAGGACGAGCUGACUCGUUCUCUGGAGGAACUGGAGGCCCUGCUCAAGGCUAAAGACGAGGAAAUCCACAUUCUGCAGGACAAGAAAUCAGAAUACCAUGAGAUGGAGCAGGAGAGAGAAGAAGCCAUACAUAGACUACAGGAGAUGGAGAUGCGUAACCUGGAGCUGGAGCGGCGGGUGCAGAAUGCCGAGCAGAACCUGGCCGCCUCCCUGGAGGAACGGGACCGCACGGAGAGUGAGGUGCAGAGGGCCAUCGAGAUCCUGGACGUCAAGCUCUUUGACCUGAACGACCUCCGGCAGAGCCUGGUCAAGCUGAUUGACAAAUGAUGCGAAAGAGAAGAGGGGUCUGUUGGGGACGGCCAAUGCAAAGAGAGGGAAGAGGAGGAGCUGGUCCUCUCCUGCUAUAAAGCACAACACUGCUUCUGCUGCGGGAAGAUGGCUGCAUCGCUGUACUGUACUUUCCAGCUUGUUAAGCAAUAGGUUGUGGUGUUACCUAGGCAGUGUUUCCCAACCCUGGUCCUCCAUUACACAUUUUUAUUGUAAUCUGGACAAGAACACCUGACUCAACUUGUCAACUAAUCAUUAAGCCCUCAAUGAGUUGAAUGAGGUGUUUGUCAAGGACUACAACGAAACUGUGUACUGUUGGGGGUACUGGAGGACCAGGGUUGAGAAACACUGACCUAGGCAGUGUAUCUGCUGUGUCCGGUGUUGUGCUGUAUUUCAUGUUGCUUUCUUAAGCAACAUUCAAGGCAAUAGUCUAAAUGCUAGGCUGUUUAUUUGAGAUUAGGAAUAUUGUCAAGAAUGAGAACAAUAAUAACAUCAUUAGGUGCUUGUAGAUUUUGAAUUCAACUGAUUUUAUACACAUUUGGUAAUGUAAUGGUAUAAUGAGCAAUGUGGAUGAUCUAUUUACAUUUUCCAGUGAGAUGAGUUGAUUUUGUUGUUGUUGAGAGAGAUCUUUCAGUGCAACCAAAGCAUGUAUUUGGAAAGGAGCAGUACAUGACGCAGAUGGAUAAUUUAAAAAAAUGUGGUUGACAGAAUUUCACAUCAAAUUAUCAUACAACUCAAGAUAAUGUGGUCCUCUGUAGCUCAGCUGGUAGAGCACGGCGCUUGUAACGCCAAGGUAGUGGGUUCGAUCCCCGG